CUUAGAGCACAAUUCUGACCCUUUAUUCGGGAAUAAAGUGUCAAGUUAGAUGCCUGCUUAACCUGUUUUCUUUGGUACCUUUGCAGUUCUUUUUGAGUAUCAAUAAGCCAAAGAAUGUACGGAUCGCCUCACAAUUUUAUGAACCCAGCAAUCGUCACAGCAAGGUAGAGAUUUGUAUAGAGCUACCGCCGAAGUGAAUCCUCCUGUUUCCAGAGACGAAUAUAGCAUUUGAAACAUAACACUUGUUUUGGGACAGAGGAAGGACAGCAUGGCUGGUGACGAGAGGAAUCUAAUUGAGAUUUUAGAGGAGAAUAUCCCUAUAGACUUUAACAAGUACAUCACAUAUGUUCAGUCACCAGAAUGUGGUGCUAUAGCCACUUUUGCUGGCACAACUCGCAACACAUUUGAGGGCAAAGAAGUGUUGGAGCUAAGGUACGAGGCGUACACUCCGAUGGCAAUACGUUGCAUUCAAACUGCAUGCUCGUCUGCCCGAUCAACAUGGAAUCUCAACUCGAUUGCCGUUGCCCACAGACUAGGACCUGUGGCAGUUGGGGCAACAAGUGUGUUUGUUGCGACAUCAUCUGUGCACAGAACAGAUGCAUUGGAUGCUUGUAAGUUUCUGAUUGACGAGAUCAAAGCGUCUGUUCCAAUCUGGAAGAAGGAAGUGUACACUAAUGGAGAGGUUUGGAAAGAAAACAGAGAGUUUCUGGACAGAAAUGCUAAGAAAUUGACACAAAAUGGGAGCAUUGGUGAGAAAAAGGGGUGUUGCUGUGGGACAAAGGUGAGAAUUGAGUGAUGGUCAUAGUUUUUGCCUUUUGCUUUUCCAGGCAUGUGGAAGUAAAAAGUAAAGUAAAACAAGUACAGUUCAAAUACACUUCAAACUCAAUUAAUCCUGGCCUGAUCUUAAUUUAGUUUUCUUUAAGUAGUUCCAGUUGCUCUAUUAGACUAUUUGUACACUGCAUAAUGAGCUGGACGUGUGGUGGUGAUGAUAUGUUGACAGUUUCUUGGUCCAAGUAUAUCUAAUAUUUAAGAAUGAAGUGAAAGUAUAGACCAAAUAAUCAUGUACGGACUAUAAUUUUAAUUUGUCAAGUAAUUCAAA
Messenger RNA from Cuscuta epithymum, 1099 nucleotides. The record is from the annotation of a GenBank genome assembly. NCBI's taxonomy places the organism in Eukaryota, Viridiplantae, Streptophyta, Magnoliopsida, Solanales, Convolvulaceae.